AUGGUUCAUGAGGAGUUGCCAAGAUGGAUGGAGCUCAUCAUGAGCCCCUUCUUGUCCUCCAGAGAGCCGAAUGCUUCAUUGCCCAACAUGCAUUAUUCUGGACAGGCUGAAGGUGUGCCUAGGAAUUGUCUCUCCAAGAAUUCCUCGAAAACGACUCACAGGAGCAUUUCUCAGCCCCUGACGAGAAGGCACGGUUCUGGAGAUUCCGAAGCCUCUGCGAAGUCGAGUGUUGAAGAAAAGCGGCCGCGGUCUUCGACGCAUGUCCGACGAGAUUCUAUGAAUCACAAAGAUUCGAAAAAGAAGCGUCACGAUCAUCAUCACGCUGACGAAGAGAAGUUGAGAAGGCACAGCAAAGGAAGAAAGUUGGAAGGAAGAUCCUCGUGUCCUGGUUGUACAUCGCAACGUGUUCGGCGUCGAAGUUCAAGUAGACGUCAUUAG
Messenger RNA from Notodromas monacha, 438 nucleotides. The record is from the annotation of a GenBank genome assembly. NCBI's taxonomy places the organism in Eukaryota, Metazoa, Arthropoda, Ostracoda, Podocopida, Cyprididae.